AUGUCGAGUGAUAACUUUACAAUCACUGAGCACAUUGUCCCCGGUUGUCAUAUUCGAGAAUACGCAGGAAGCACUGUGCACCAAGAAGAUAUAUUGAAGCUGCAUGUGAAGCAAUAUACGCCUAAAAAUCAACCAUUGCCGCUGCCCUCUGAUGCAGUUACUCUAAUCGCAACUCAUGGAGAGCUAUACGAGCCUCUUUGGGAUGAGAUUCUGGGGCAAGCCAUCGGCUUCCGUAUACGCAGCAUCUGGGUCGCCGACUGCGCGAGUAUGGGAAUGAGUGGGAUUUUGAAUGAGGAAAAGCUCAGCAUGGACUGUUCUUGGAUGGACCAUGCGAGAGAUCUCCUUCUUAUGAUCAACCAUUUCCGGGAACAGAUGCCCCGUCCGCUUGUCGGUAUUGGCCACAGCUUUGGAGGAACUAUCAUUACUAAUCUGGCUUAUAUGCACCCUCGGCUAUUCACCACCGUGGCUUUAAUUGACCCAGUCAUUCAACUCACUCCACCGCCUAUGGGGUUCGGCUCCGAUCCACCCAGCGCAGUUAACUGGACCCUCCGACGUGACGAUGUGUGGCCAAACCGCGAAGUGGCCCUUCGCGCGAACCGUGCGUUGCUUCAUGGCUGGGAUCCACGCUGCGUCGCCCGUAUGGCCGAGGUCGGAUUCCGCGAGCUGCCGACUCAGCUGUAUCCAGAUGUCGAGGCUCAACAAGCGCGGCUGAACACGACCGAAACGCCAGUCACCCUCACAACGACCAAGUAUCAAGAUCUUUUAGGGCAGAUUCGGGAGAACUUUGGUGCCCAGACCCGAAAACCAAUCGCAUUACAAUCAAUCGUGAGACGCACGCGGAUUUGGAUCCUCUUGCGGCUUUCAUUCCUAUGUAUCGACCGGAGCCACGAAGCACUUUUCUCCGAUGAGAUCCGCGAGGGAAUCAAAAGUUGUGGCACUGGAGUGGGGGGGGCAGUGGGGGGCGGACAGAGAGUCCGAGAGGUCACUUUGUCAGGGCUGGGCCAUUUGAUGCCAUUUCAAGCAGUCAGUAAGGUUGCAGAGCCUUGUGUGGAGUGGCUGGCAAAUGAAAUGGAGCGAUAUCGUGUCACGGAAAAGCAGUGGGAGGAGCAGUCUCGGCAAAAGAACCAUUUAGUCGUGGGUGAAAAUUGGUUCAACACCCUGAAACCUGUGGCAAUGCGUGCUGAAAAGCCCUCGAGAAAGACCAAGAUGUAG
Molecule: messenger RNA, 1212 nt
Organism: Penicillium chermesinum
Lineage: Eukaryota; Fungi; Ascomycota; Eurotiomycetes; Eurotiales; Aspergillaceae
Product: alpha/beta hydrolase
Exons: 5
Coding region: 1-1212 (403 amino acids)
Source: RefSeq, a predicted model, not a curated record